CCAUCCCUAGUUUCCACUGUGCAACAAAUAAUAAAUAAAUAAAUACCCAGCACAAAGCAUUAAACGAAUAAAUUGCACCCCGCAGCGCGUCCAGUGGGUUGGGGAUCGAAAUCGCGACUUAUCUACUCCGUUAGUGCGGCUGUCACUGCGUCCGCCGUAUCAGUCGCUGACUGGAGCGCUGGGAGCACGGAAGCCACACAAAUAGAGGCGCAUUAAGAGCACUCCCAAUCCGUCCGCUGCUGCGGCAGCCCGCGGGUCAUCGGAUUGCCAUGUCCUACUUCACGCAUGCUACCAGCAGUGAUCUGGUCAACCUUAAUGUGGGUGGUCAGCGCUUUUCCACGUCGCGGCAAACGCUUACGUGGAUCCCGGACACCUUUUUUACGGCUCUUCUCAGCGGACGCAUCUCGAGUCUGAGAGACGAGCACAAUGCUAUCUUCAUUGACCGCGAUCCUACACUCUUUUCGAUCAUCCUCAACUACCUGAGGACCAAGGACAUCGACAUAAAGAACUGCGAAAUCCGCGCCCUGCGUCACGAGGCCGAGUAUUAUGGCAUUACGCCGUUGACCAAGCGGUUGGCCCUUUGCGAGGACCUAAACCACUCUUCUUGCGGAGAUGUCCUCUUUUACGGUUUUCUAGCGGCUCCGCCCAUGCCCACAAAUGAAGCCGUACCAGCCGCUGUAGUAGACGAGCCUUUGGCCUCUACCUCGGCAAAUGCAGGGAGUGCUCGUCCUGGAUCCAUGGUGCGGGUUCCUGAGCCAUCGCGUUCCUCACACUCACGAAACUCCUCAUGGGAUCUGCGCUUGGGUCGCACGGGGAGCAGUGGCAACGGCUCCAAUCCGCCAGCUCCCAUGCUACAUUCGCGGAAUCCCUCAAUGGACUUUAUGCGGCACUCGCGCAACUCUUCGGCGGAUCUGAACAAGGUCUUUCGGAACGAAGUGGGCCUGGUGUUCAGUCCCACGCAAAACUCGAACUGGGUGGACCCGAUGCGAGUCCAAAUCAUAAAGGCACACCAGAAUUGGAUUGCAGUGGCUUACGCUCACUUUGUGACCUGCUACCGCGUAAAAGACUCCAACGGAUGGCAGCAGGUGUUCACAUCUCCUCACAUUGACUCCACCAUAGAAAGGAUCGCCAUCAACUCGAAAGUAAUUACUUCAGCGGCAGAGCCUGUGCCCAGCAAGAUGGUGGCCAUUUCUUAUGGCAGUCAGAUUAGGUUGUGGAGCAUUCAGGAGGGCGGCCACAAAACGGACGUGGGUACUUUUAACCUAAAUGUGCGCGUGGAGUACCUAUUCUUCAUUGGCAGCCAAAUGGUGGCCCUGUCUUCGUCCGGAAAAAUCGGUGUGUGGCACGCUAUGACCCAGCACUGGCAGAUCCAGGACCUGGUGCCCGUUCUCUCUUUCGACUCAGCCGGUUCAUUUUUGCUGCUGGGCUGCAACAAUGGUUCCAUUUAUUACAUUGACAUGCAGAAGUUCCCAUUGCGUAUGAAGGACAACGACUUGCUGGUUACCGAGCUCUAUAAAGAUGCCACACUGGACCCUAUAACGGCCAUCUCGGUAUAUCUUACUCCAAAGACCUCGAGCAUCAGUGGAAAUUGGAUAGAGAUUGCUUACGGUACUAAGUCGGGGGCCGUACGAAUCAUCGUCCAACACCCGGAGACAGCUGGUCAUGGGCCACAUCUCUUUGAGACAUUCUUUGUACACCAGAGUCCCGUAACCAAGGUGAUGCUGUCGGAGAUGUACCUCGUGUCUGUGUGCAGCGAGUAUCACCACGUUCGAACCUGGAGUCUUACCCGCUUCCGGGGAAUGCUCUCCACACAGCCGGGAUCCACGCCUGAAGCCUCAUUCAAGAUCGUCUCUUUGGAGGCCACCGACACCAGUUACAGCUAUGCAGCUGGAAAUGAUUUCGGACCGUACGGCGACUAUGACGACAUGAUAUUCGUCCAAAAGGUAGUGCCAGAGACUGAUCAGCUAUACGUGCGUUUGGCUUCCAACGGGAAUCGAGUAUGCGUUAUUCGAUCCGUAGACAGCUCCACUAUUUCGGCUUUCUGUGUCCACGAGUGCGAAGUAUCGUCGCGCAUGGGAUCCCGGUUCAUACUCACCGGUCACUGCAACGGCGCCAUCCAGAUGUGGGACCUAACCACCGCGCUGCUUUCCAAGGAUGAGCCCCAGCAGAAAACCAAUGGCGGACCCGACACCAACGAGCUUCUCCGCCUACUUGACCAGUGUGAAAUCAGCAAUUCAUCAUGCACAACACCUUGUAUGUCACCGUGUCUAUCAGCUAUGGGCAACGGCUCUGGAAUGGCCACCUCCAUAGCCCGUAUGAAAGCCAGCAACAUAGCUCUGCUUAAUCGGGAACCUUCAAUGGCUGCUCAAAUGCAGCCACCUGCUCAGGUCCAACCUGCUCUUCCGGCGGCAAUGGCGCCCGCUGCUAUCCCGAUGGCUGACGACAACAACGAAUGAGACGUGGAAGUGGCUGCUUGGUCGGCGCUUGUCGGGCGCGUUUCAUUGUUCACAUUUCACAGGUGUAGCUUGAUAUUCGACUACCAGUUUAUAUUCCUGCAGUUCAUUGUGUGCGCCCUCAUCUACGUCUGGGUGAUGCGACUCACCCGCGGUUCAACAACUGGGCCGUAAUGAACUGCCAGCAGGCAUUUACCCAAUCAGAUAAUCUCUAUUAUAUGUGCUCGAUGGUUGCAAGUGCAAUGUGUAUACCCGUUAAUCCCCUUUUUUGUGCCCCGAACUUGGAUCGUACAGUUAGUAAUUUUUAAAAUGUCUUUGUUCUAGUUAAAGUUAUGAAAAUUAGUUAAAACAAUGUAAACCAGAGUAUAAGACUUCUGCAACCGAUCUAUUAUUAGCACAACUCUUAAAGGGUGCUCAAUCAGGACAGAUUCGGAACAUUAUCAAAUGUAGAUCAGCAGUGGAUAAGAUUGGCUGGCCAAAAACAAAGAAAGUUCAUUGAACAGCAAAAUAGUUAUUUGUUUUCACCUUGUCAACCUUGAAAAUUAUUAUUUGUGAUUAAAACCGAUCGAGCAAUUUUUGUUAAUUCGGUACGCAUGACCUAUACAACAUGGAAUCUGUCCUGAUAAGACCCCCUAACAUCAAUUGAUCCGCCUUGUUGCAACCCGUAAACAGCUAUACAUAUGCAAUAUAAAUAAACAUAAUUAUAUACAUACAGAUAUCAAAAUA
Messenger RNA from Drosophila eugracilis, 3179 nucleotides. Its product is annotated as BTB/POZ domain-containing protein KCTD3. The record is from RefSeq and is a predicted model, not a curated record. Gene Ontology annotation, molecular function: protein binding; oxidoreductase activity, acting on the aldehyde or oxo group of donors, NAD or NADP as acceptor. Gene Ontology annotation, biological process: protein homooligomerization. NCBI's taxonomy places the organism in Eukaryota, Metazoa, Arthropoda, Insecta, Diptera, Drosophilidae. The transcript is spliced from 2 exons. The coding region runs from base 270 to 2456 and encodes 728 amino acids.